Hydra vulgaris (swiftwater hydra) is the source of this 2392-nucleotide messenger RNA. RefSeq names its product tectonic-3. The record is from RefSeq and is a predicted model, not a curated record. Gene Ontology annotation, biological process: cilium assembly. NCBI's taxonomy places the organism in Eukaryota, Metazoa, Cnidaria, Hydrozoa, Anthoathecata, Hydridae.
UACUUUAGCAAAAAAUGAUUUUGAACUCAUUCAUAUGUUGUUUUAUGGUUGCUUUGGAUUUUGUUCAUACUCAAUCAUGCUCCUGUGACUUAACUUCUAAAGGUUGCGAUAUUAACUGUUGCUGUGAUGCAGAUUGUACAUCAAAUGACAAAAUUGCAUUUUCUACAUGUAUUGCAAUGCCAGUAGUCCAAUUGAGAGAAGUAUGUGUUUCGGAUACAUUGCUUUUGUUUGUAAAUGGACAAUAUGAAGCUCGUGGUAAUGGUGGAGGCUUAUUUUGUAUAUAUCGAGACAAUUAUCAAGAGAGAAAUUUGUAUCCAGAUAUAUCUAUUGGAAGCAAUGCCAACAUAAUCAAUGCACUUGUUAACAAAUAUCAAAAAACCACAUACAGCUCUGGUGACCAGAUAAUUAAUAAUUACCAAAGUUCAUUUAAGUUUGGAGAUCCACUUUUUAUCUUAUAUUCAAGCAAUAUCAAAGGUUUUCUUGCACAACCUCUUCAUGGUGAAUUUUGUUCUUUAACCAAUGCUGCAAGGUUUCUUAAUUCAAAUAAGUCAACUUGUGUCCAACAAGUUAAAGAUAUCAAAAAUCAAUGUUUGAAUGAUGUAAAUUGGAAUGGAAUAAACUUUGUAUAUGGUUUUCAAGUAGCCCCUUAUCCUUCUUAUAUAAUGGAAAUGGGUGUUGGACUGAACCAAUCAAGCAAUCUCAUUUCUCCAACCUUGAAGUUACCAAUUAUGUGCAAUGAAAAUUGUUUUUAUUCAAAUAUUUCCAAACCAAGUGUUCAAGUUGAUGGUGGAUGCAACAAUGUGCUUUCAAAGAUAACUUAUGCAGUUACUUACUCUACAAACAUCACUGUUAAGAUAAUAAAUGUGGAUGUUUUCGUUACACUAGCAAAUAUAUCCAAAAACUCUGCUUCAUUCCUCCAGACAUUUGAAUAUAAAUUUCAAUCAGCAAGUACAAAUGUUCAACCAAAUUCUAGCGUAUCUACAAAUUCCAGUUUGUACUCAGCAUCCAAUAUUUCUUUGCAAGAAAAUGUUUCUUCUGAUGUUGGUUUUUCUUCCACUGUUUUGUUUGAACGAAGUGGUAACCCUGGAUAUUUGAUUGACUACCCUCUUAUUGUUGGCUACUUAAUACCUAACAAUUUUUCUGGAAUGGUAAAUUUAUCAGUUCUUACAACAAUAAAACCUACAACCAGCUCUAUGUGUGAGGAUGCCUCUUUCAACAGAAUACCUGUAAAAUUCGGCAUUGAUUUUCUUACAGCUUGUUUUGUAAGUGUAAAAAAAAAUAUGACUGACAAUGACUGUGUGAUUUGGCAGGACCAGAUUUUCAAUCUACUUUUGAAAGAUUUACCAACACACGUUGCUUCUUUUGGUUCAUUAGAUGGUUCCACUGCUGCUGGAUGGAUUGCAAUUGUCAAUAAUAAACCUACAUCGAAACCAUCAUCAUCAAAUGGUGAAUGUCAAAAUAUGGUGAUGGGUGUAUCUUUUGAAAUACUUUAUGCAAAGACGGGAUUGUUUGGAAAUCCACAAAGAAAGGUGGUUGGAUUUCAAGUCAAGUAUAAUACACCAAGAAGUUUGUAUUUUCUUUGCAUUGAAAAACCGUGUUCAUCUUCUUACAAACAAAAGUUUGUUGUGACACAGUCUAUAGCAUAUAUUGAUAUUUCAUCAACACCUCAAGCUGAGUAUAGACCUAUCCCAACGUUCACUGCAAAAGCACCCAACGAUUUUUUGUACCCAUUUUUUUGAAUCAGUUGGUAAAACAGGGAAUCGUCAUGCUGAUUUGAUCGAAGAUGAUGUAAUCUUACCAAAGCAUAUUACAGAUGAGUUCUACGCUUUUUUAGUGAAUUGUUAUAACGAAUUGUUUUACGUUUCCCUCACAACUAAUAAUCGAAAAAAGUCGAUUUCCUAUGUCAAUACUAAAAACGGCUCUAACCAUGUAAAAGAAGGAAGAUUCAAUGACCCUGUUGUAAGCGUACCAUGUGAAUAUAUAUCUCCCACAAUAUAUCUCCCACAUAAUAUAUCUCCUACAAUAAUAGAAUCAAAUAAGUUAUCGGGGUAUCUCCCUUGCUCAAGUUUUAAUAAUGAUAUUACAGACGACCCAAUCACAGACGAAAAUGUGUUAAAAAAUCAAACUAAUGAAAUAAAGUUACACUCAAAAAGCAACUGUGUAAAAAAAAAUGAAAAAUCUAGUAUGGGAAAAAUUAUAUCCAGUCUUUCUUUUCGUAAAAAGUUGUAUGUGCCUAAAAGUGAAGAAAUAAAUGAGUUUUCUGUUCAUUCGACAAGUUUUUAGAAUAACAUCAGUAUUAAUAUAACUUAUAUAAUUUCUUAUUUAUGUUAUUUACGUGUAAAAAUUUUUAGAAGUUAAUUCGUCGUUCAAUUAAAUUAUCGUUAUUGAGUUA